AAUGGCAAAAUUCAGACGGCAGAGAAGCUGUACAUGGACGCAAGGACAAGGGCAGAAUCGUAAUUGAGCCCGGAUGUGAAAAAUUUCCGGCUUCCGAAAUUGCUUUUUCCCACCCAAAAGCAACCGCCAAAAUUCCAAUCCAGAUUCAAAACCUUCACAAAAAAGCAAUAAAUUUCCUCUAUCUUCACUGUUUACACAAUUAUACACACUCAUCUUUAACCUUCCUGCUCCUCUCCUCUUCGUUUUCUCUAUCUAAUCCCGAGUGCUGAAGCUGUAUUGAGAGUAAAAUGGCUGGGAAAGGUGGAAAGGGGCUUGUGGCAGGGAAGACAAUGGCAGCUGCAGCAGCUAACAAGGACAAGGACAAGAAGCGACCUGUCUCCCGGUCAGCUCGUGCUGGCCUCCAGUUUCCUGUGGGAAGGAUUCAUCGCCACCUCAAGUCGAGAACCAAUGCCAAUGGAAGAGUUGGAGCAACAGCAGCGGUCUACUCUGCUGCAAUUCUGGAGUACUUGACUGCUGAAGUGCUUGAGUUGGCUGGAAAUGCCAGCAAAGAUUUAAAAGUGAAGAGGAUAACGCCAAGGCACUUGCAGCUGGCAAUUCGGGGGGAUGAGGAGCUUGACACCCUCAUCAAAGGAACCAUAGCCGGUGGUGGUGUGAUUCCCCACAUUCACAAAUCCCUCAUCAACAAAACCACCAAGGAAUGAAUUACUGUCCCCAACUCUUAAUGUCUAUUUAAUUGAUCCACAGUGAUGCUUUUGUGACAUUGCCUCCAUUUAAUUUAGAUUUGUAUGCUAGGAAUUAGAUUUCAGGUCGUAGUUAAGAACAACCUUUUGAACUGUUUGAUCAUUUGAUGUAGUUUGUUUCUAACUUUAAGUUUGAUCAAGUAUCUGUGCUUUUAGUC
Salvia miltiorrhiza (redroot sage) is the source of this 898-nucleotide messenger RNA. Its product is annotated as probable histone H2A variant 3. Bases 288 to 701 code for a protein of 137 amino acids. Gene Ontology annotation, molecular function: structural constituent of chromatin; DNA binding; protein heterodimerization activity. NCBI's taxonomy places the organism in Eukaryota, Viridiplantae, Streptophyta, Magnoliopsida, Lamiales, Lamiaceae. The record is from RefSeq and is a predicted model, not a curated record. The transcript is spliced from 3 exons. Gene Ontology annotation, cellular component: nucleosome.